Messenger RNA from Prorocentrum cordatum, 1860 nucleotides. The record is from the annotation of a GenBank genome assembly. NCBI's taxonomy places the organism in Eukaryota, Dinophyceae, Prorocentrales, Prorocentraceae.
GGCUCAAGGCCCUGCACUCUCGGGCCGCGGGCGGGGGGUUUGGGGGUCCCCCCCCCCCGCGCAGAGCCCUUCUGGAUCCAAUCAAAGGAGGAGGAGGAGGAGCCCCGCAUGCGGCGCCCUCACAAUCCGCGUCGGCUCUCUCGCGUGUUGCUGGCAACGACAUGCGGCGCCCGGUGGCCCUCCUCGGCACGGCGGCGGCGCUCCUGGCGCUGGCGCCGGCCCGGAGAGCCUUCGCGCCGCUCGGGACGCGGGAGCCGCCGGCGCGGUCGGCCCAGACGUCCGCGGCUGCGGACUCGUCCGUGGGCUCCGUCCUCGGGGGCAGCGUUGGGGGGCCCCGAAAUGUGGCCCAGACAUGAUCGCGUCGUUGAAAAAUCAGGACGGGAGGUUUGUCGGCCAUUUUCGGCCUCGGGGGGGUCCUCGCUGGGCCUCUUCCAGGGACCCCGCAUGGACAAGUGAGGACGUCGCAUGUCUGGGGAUGGCCUCCAAUUUGCCUCCUGUUUUCCUGAGGUUUCCCAUGGGACAUCGAAGUUCAACGUAUGGAAAAUAGGGGCCCCGUUCCUUGUUUAGGGUUCCUUAGGUCAACGCCCCGACUGUACGCCGCGUCUUGGCUCCACGUGCUGGCCCGCGUGCUGGCGAGCGUGCCGCGCCAGAGGCACGCCUUUCAGCUCUGCGUGUGUUGCGCUCCGCGUCGACGCGCCACAGGACCCCCUUAUAUCGCUGCCCCUCGUGUCCGAGAGGGGCCGCCGCCCGGCGGAGGCUCCCCACGAGGCCGCGAGGCCUCCGCGGCCGCGCCAGGCUGGGCUGCGGGCGCCGUGCUGCGCGCCGCGGCCCUGGCUCUGGCGGUGGGCGUGGCCGCCUCGGCGGCGGCGGCGCGGGCUGCCGGCGAGGGCGCGCCUGCGUCGGUGGGGAGCGGGGCGGGCGUGUUCGUCGGGAACUGUGCCGCGUGCCACGCCGGUGGCAGCACGGUGAUGCAGCCCGACAAGGGGCUGAGGAAGGAGGCCCUCGUGAAGUACGGCAUGUAUGACGCAGGCAUGAUUGUCGAUCUGGUGAAGAGCGGGAAGAACGCGAUGCCCGCGUUCGGCGAGCGCUUGGGGGAAGCAGAGAUCACGGACGUGGCCGCGUACGUUUUGAGCCAGGCAGACAGAGGCUGGCCAUGAGGCCGUCGAGGCUCCGGGGCUUUGGCCACAGCUCGUAGACUGGGAUAAUCGGGUCUUUGGAAAUGGGGCCGCAAAAAGUGCGCGCAAUAGUUCGUGCAAUAGUUGGAAGCGAUCACAUACAUCGUACGGUGCCUCGUGCAAUAGUCGGGGUGCAGUAGUUCGCUCGCGCGAGCGCAAUAGUUUACCUCUGCGAUGCAAUAGUAUGUGAUUUCGCUUUUUUGCGAGCAAUCGUUUGCAAUAGUUGGCCUGCCACGAUGCACUAGGUGCGUCUGGCCAUGCAAUAUUGCGCAAUCGUUGAGCCCGUGGGCGCAACAGUUCGCGACAGUGGCGCGCAAUAGUUGCGCGCAGUAGUUCCGCGCAGCAACCUAUUUGUCGGGCCGCCGCCGGGACCCGGGCGCCGCUGGCGCGCGGGGUCGUGCCAUGUGUUUGUUUUGAGUGUGUUGGCUGCGAGGCUUGCUGGCGCUCGGUCGUCCAGGCGCGCCAGCCUGUAGAUACCCACGCCUGGCGAGCCAGUUGACACUUGCGCACGCCGAGAGUUCGGCGUCCGCCGGCACGGCCAUCCGGGCUUGUCCAGCGCGUCUCUGGCGUUCUCAGCGCGGCAGCGCGGGCGAUUGUUUAAUGAUCUAUGAGAUUCGUUCUGGGGCUGUUUCUUGAGCUCCAGCUCGUCCAUGGGUUCAGGCAAAAUAAACUCAGACGUUUCGUG